CAGGCCAGUGACGCCGCUAAGACUCCCCGCCUGGUCACCCAGCUCCAUUUCACCAGCUGGCCUGACUUUGGAGUUCCUUUCUCCCCAAUUGGAAUGCUCAAAUUUCUCAAAAAGGUCAAGUCAGUAAAUCCAGACUUCGCUGGGCCCAUUGUGGUCCACUGCAGUGCUGGUGUUGGGAGGACGGGAACCUUCAUUGUAAUAGAUGCCAUGAUUGAAAUGAUGCACGCAGAGCAGAAAAUUGACGUAUUUGGGUUUGUCUCCAAGAUACGAGAGCAGCGCUCGCAACUCAUCCAGACAGAUAUGCAGUACUCAUUCAUCUAUCAGGCCUUGCUUGAAUACUACCUCUAUGGAGACACAGAACUGGAUGUUUCUUCUCUGGAAGGUCAUCUGCAGAAACUGCACAACACCUUUAAUGAUGGUGAUCGCAUUGGCCUGGAGGAAGAGUUUAAGAAACUGACUAACAUGCGCAUAAUGAAAGAGAACAUGAGAACAGGAAACCUCCCAGCCAACAUGAAGAAGAACAGAGUUCUGCAAAUUAUUCCCUAUGACUUCAACAGAGUAAUUCUUUCCAUGAGAAGAGGUCAAGAGUACACAGACUAUGUCAAUGCGUCUUUUAUAGAUGGCUACAGACACAAGGACUACUACAUUGCCACACAGGGCCCUCUGCAGCACACAGUGGAGGAUUUUUGGAGAAUGGUGUGGGAGUGGAAAUGUCACUCCAUAGUCAUGCUCACUGAGCUCCAGGAGAGGGAGCAGGACAAAUGUUGCCAGUACUGGCCGACAGAGGACUCAGUCUCCUAUGGAGACUACACAGUAGAGCUAAAGGGAGACACCCUGUGUGAAACCUUUAGCCUACGAGACUUGGUACUCACCUUUGUUCCGGUAAGCAAAUUAAACCUGUCCUAUCAAUACAGGCAAAUGUAACACGCCUGCUCUGCAUCUUUAUCAGUUAUCGUGAAAUAAAGGCUUUUAUUGAUCCUUCAUGCAAUUCCUUUAUAUAAAAUAAUUGGUUUUUAGAAUAUGAAAAUUGAACAAGUGUCACAACACAACAUAAAAUAACUCCAUUACAACUUCUGAAUUCUUACCCAAUUA
Messenger RNA from Pundamilia nyererei, 1092 nucleotides. RefSeq names its product receptor-type tyrosine-protein phosphatase epsilon-like. Gene Ontology annotation, biological process: protein dephosphorylation. The annotation marks the transcript as partial. Lineage: Eukaryota; Metazoa; Chordata; Actinopteri; Cichliformes; Cichlidae. Gene Ontology annotation, molecular function: protein tyrosine phosphatase activity. The transcript is spliced from 7 exons. The record is from RefSeq and is a predicted model, not a curated record.